Fusarium proliferatum ET1 is the source of this 2094-nucleotide messenger RNA. RefSeq lists its product as uncharacterized. The transcript has a single exon. Bases 1 to 2094 code for a protein of 697 amino acids. NCBI's taxonomy places the organism in Eukaryota, Fungi, Ascomycota, Sordariomycetes, Hypocreales, Nectriaceae. The record is from RefSeq and is a predicted model, not a curated record.
AUGUAUCCGCAGUCUAUUGGCACCGAGUCCUUCCGUCUCGUCUCUGUUACCAUUGACUCCAAUCAGCAACCCUCUCUUACCCUCAACGAACAUGAGAUUUCCAGUCCUACCAGGCCGAAAUACUAUGCACUCUCUUACACAUGGAACCCCCCCAACAUGGGUGAUCCUGUAAACUAUGCAGACACAGACGUGCGCUACAUUCUCCUCAACGGGUCCACAUUCGCUGUCAAGCCUAAUCUUUACGAUGCUCUCUUCCAGCUCCACAAGUCUUAUCCUCGGAUGCUAUUCUGGAUUGACGCCCUCUGCAUCAACCAAAACGACUUACAGGAGCGCAAACUUCAAGUUGGCAUCAUGGACCGAAUCUUUGGAGGUGCCAGUCGAGUGGUUGUCUGGUUGGGGAAACCUUCUGCUAAGCUUGAGCUAGGGCUCCAAGUUGCAGAACGCAUAGCUUGCGUCGCCUCCACAGCUUGCAAAGCCAUCGUUCGAGAGCAGAAGUAUCCCCAUACCCAUCACCUGGAAGAAAUGAAAGAGGCCUAUGGGCUUGACCCGUUGAGCUUCGAGGAGGCGGACUCGCUGCUUACGCUCUUUAGUUGCCGCUGGUUUGGGAGACAAUGGGUGAUUCAGGAAGUGGCCUUGGCGGGAGAGAUUGAAAUCAUAUGCAAUGAAAUGAGCGUCCCGUUUGACAAAGUCGGGUCGGCAGCAUUAUUCUUGCACCUGAGUGGCCUGCUUGUGGCAGUCGGUAACCUACUGGUCGCGGGUGGGAAAGACAUGCGCUUGUUGGAAGAUAUGCACCUCAUGCAGACCGGAAGGACUCAAGUAGUCCGUGAAUGGUGUAAAGGCGAUCGCAGUGAAUGGAGCGAUGUUUUGCCUCUGAUCGACUUUACAGCUGGAAUAGUCGAGAAUACUGUGGCUGUCGAUCAAAGAAAGGAGAGUAUAGUUGGCGUGAUUCUCCUAAAACUGCUUUUGUGGCUAGUUGGUUUCGAUUGUGGAGACCGUCGCGAUACUAUUUACGGACUGGCUGGUAUAAUCAGUCACGUUGUCAGCAUUCACGGUCUCGACAGCAUCCCCCAGAGACUCCAGCCAAAUUAUCGUCUCGAUACAGCCACCGUGCUCUACAAUGCGGCGACGGAGAUUCUGCAGGCGACUGGGAGUUUGGCUCUUCUGGGUGUUGUCAAGGACCCAGCUCUACGUGAGACCACAGGCUUACCAUCCUGGGUCCCAGAUUAUCCCCCGAGAAUGGCGUUGAACCCAAUGGCUGGACCAAACUUCAAGUCUCUGGGUAAGUUCGAUGCGUCGAGAUCUAUAGAUACAGCCAGGUAUGGUGUCGACUUCCAUAUAGAAGACAAGGUUCUACAUACUCGUGGCUUCUUCUUGGGUCGCGUUAAAGCCAUGGGCGAGUCUUUGAAACUCAUGGUUUCCGGUGGUAACUUCGCUCAGUGCGCUUCGAUGCUAGUCGACGCAGAGGAGACAUACCCCUUCACAAACCAGCCCUUCGCGGAGGCAUUCUGGCGAACAUUGGUGUUUGAUCAGGACUUAUCCGACCGCCCAGCCAAACUUCCCACUACCAAGCAUUUCCAAGAUAUGGUACUCAUGAUGAUGGCUAAAAGAAUCAGCGAUGAGUUCCAAUCUGGAGGAACGGAUGCUGUUAAGGCCUUUCUACAGACUCUGGAGUCUAUGGACACACUGGAAGCCAAACAUCCGAAACAAAGUCCCUUCCCCACAAGGAGGUUCCUAGCCUCAUUCUGCAGUGGGUUUGGUUUCCUACCUGAAGCCGGGGACGAUAAAUUAUGGGCAUCUGAACAGCGAAUGGCUUGGAUGGAAUUAAAGAAAAAUAACUUGGUGUUUAUGUUUUCCCUGUUGAGCACCACUCUAUUCAACAGGCGGCCAGCAAUGACGGAAGGAAGUUAUCUUGCUUGUGUUUUCGAGUCUACGAUGGUGGGCGAUGAGAUCUGGGUUGUUUCGGGAUGUCCCACGCCGCUGGUUUUGCGAAGUAAGGGUCAACAGUACAGUUUGAUCGGCGAGACUUAUGUUCAUGGUAUUAUGUAUGGCGAGGCUAUUCAUGCUAACAAUUUUGUUCGACUGGAAAUUAUAUAA